UCCACCCCUAGCUACGGCCAUGUCGCCCCGUCGCCGCCCCUUCUCCUUUCCCCUCGCCAGCCACUUCUCCCCGCCGCCAAACCAGGCUGCCGUAGCACGAUCUCGGGAUUGAAUCGGACCAGACCCGGGCCGCGCCCUCGAGCAGGAGGUCGACGUGAGGGACGAGCCGCCCCGUCGCACUGCCGGCCUGCCGCGGUGGUGCCGCCCCCAUCCCGGAUGCCGACAAUGCCGGGUCCUGGAGUUGCCUGCGAUGGGGGCGAGGAUGGUGGAUCUCGGCGGGGUCAGUGAGGGCGGGGGAUGCCGUGCCGCCGGCCAAGAGGAGGCGGGUGGUGGCCGUGCCGUCCUUGAGGACCGCUACGGCGGCGGCAGGGUGGAGGCCGUGUCGCAAGGCCGGCCGCCAUCCAGCGGAUCUUCCAGUUCCAGACAUGAUGAGGCCAGAAGAUAUCGGCCUAAGGUCAAACAUGGCAUUCUUCAGGAACAUAUAAGAGUAUUCUGAUAUUUAUCAUAGUCACCAGGAAUUCUGCCUAGCAACACAGGGCUCCACAAAAGUGGCUUUAUUUUCUUCAGCCAUGACUUGCAAUUGCAAGAUGAUCCUUGCAGCUAUGACUCUCUGAGCAGCUCAGAAACACUAGCUGAGGCCAGCAGAAUGGAAAAGAGCAGGCCAGUGGCUCAUAUAAAGAGCUCUAUUUUGACAUGUCUAGUCACUUCAUGUAGCUCUAUCAUAGUAUCCUAUACGAAGCAAUCGACGAGAUCAUGAAGAGUAAGUAUACAUUUUGUCCUUGAUAUUCAUCACAAGCCUCAUGGCUCCCAGGACCAAUGUUUGGAGAAGCCAUAUAGGAAACAAAAUGCCCCUAGGUCGCUUGAUACUUGCUUGUUGCUUCUGCCUGAUGUCCGUUUGACGCACCUUGUCCUCCAGAUUGCAAAAUUUCCUUCUUCCACCUGAGGUUGAAUUUGUCUGAUGCGCCUCUGCCAAGGAUCUUGUUCCUGAUUGAUCUGGGCGAUCUAAUGUGGUGGUGAGAUUUUUGCGUGUUUCCUGUGUAGAUUAGCAGAGGUUUCUGUGUGCCGCCAAAACCUGUAUUUUCUGCGUUGGCGCCAAAACGGAAGCGCCAGGUUUCAGAAAAUUGACGGGGAAUUGGGGACCGAAUCGGAUUCAGAAAAAAGGAAUCCGUCCGUGAUUCUAUUUGGAAAUUUGACGCGUCCUCCGUCGCCUGCAAGCCCAUCGUAUAUAAAUAUCGCCGGCCACCUCUUCUCCCAGAUCCCAAUCGCCGGCCCUCGCUCCCCAUCUACCCCUUCCUAGCUAGCUAGCGAAGCACCAGUUUGGGCAGCCGCCGGGCAGGAUGGAAGGGCUGGACGUGUACCAGCACUACCGCUUGAACCCUACAGAUGUGGACGCCGUGACUUACUACCUGCCACGCCUCAUCGCCGGCCAGACGCUGCACGGCGCCGAUAAAUUCAUCCACCACGUCGACAUCUACAGCUGCGAGCCCAAGGAUCUGGCCGCCCGGAUUGCGCCCGUGCCGCAGGCCGCCAGCAGCGGCGACCGCUUCUUCUUCACCACGCGCAAGAGCAAGAACGGAAGCAAAACCCAGAGCGUGCGCACCGCCGGCGGCGGCACCUGGACCGUCAACGCUACCACGGCCGUCAAACACGCCGGAGUCGAGGUCGGCGAGAGGAAGAACCUGUCGUUCAGGAAGAAGGGCAAGUCCACCGGUUGGGUCAUGGAGGAGUACAAAUGCUUGCUGCCAGAGGCCGUCGUCGCCGACGGGGUGAAGGUGUUCUGCAAGAUCCACUUGGCUCAGCAUCCUCCUGACGCGGCCCGCCAGGAAUCAGCCGCGUACAAGCAUCAAGCAGAACCGCAACCAGAGGCCGUGACUGCGAGCAUGCACGCACAGAAGAGGCCAGCAAUAGCUCCCGCCGCCGAUCCUCAUCCGCCGCGCCCCAACAAGAGGAUGCGAGGAGCAGUCCCUGUCCCCGCACCUGCCCCACCGUCGUUCUUGACGUAUGAUGAGGCAGCGAGUGCAAUGUAUGGCCCGCUGGCUCGUACCAUCUUCCCUGUUCAAGAUGCUCUGGAUAUACCAGCGUCAAUCGAAGGUCCUUCAGCAUCAUGCGAGUCCACUACAACAUCCAACCACUCCGGCGUUGCUUCUUCCUCAGAUAAUAAGCAGCAACAAGCUCAAGCUACUGAGAUUUCCUCCCAAUCACUUGUGCUGGAGUCUGUCAAGCAUUACAGCCAACAACAGAUGAUUGUUCCUGAGGCUGGCUCAAGCAUUGCAAGGAGCACAUCAGAAGAGGUUGUCUUUGAGCCGUUGGAGCCUAUUUCCGAUUUGCCGGAUGUGGACGCAGAUGGUUUUGACAUUGAAGAACUAAUGAGAAUGAUGGAAGACGACCCAAUUGAAGUCGAGCCGGUCACUGGAGCCAACACUGGCGUGGAGUUGGGCCAACAGGAACCUCUGUACCUGGAUACCAUGGACCAAGGCAUGCUGGAGAACAUGCUGCAGUCCGAUUGCCCUUACCCAAUGUCGGGAUCAGAGGGUCGGGCCAUGCACAACCCUGCCUUCCAUGAUGCUGAAAAGGAGAAGAGGUACAAUGCCGCGUCGGACCUUGACGCUCCAUCGCUUCAGGGACACGACCACUUGUUCAAACAGCCCUUCGAUCCAUUUGAAGCAGCAUGGAAGGCCGAAGAGGCGCUCGAGAAGGAGAAGAGGGACAAUCUUCACGCUGGACCGCUUGGAGGACACAACAACUUCUUCUCGCCUGCAAGUGUCUACUAAGUCCGAUGUUGAAAUUGUUUUCAAAGUGUAUACGAGGAUACUCACUGGCUGAUAUUAUUAGUUCGUCCUUAUACGAUGGCCACACGUGUACCUCUGAGCAAUUUGCUCCACUUGUUCAUGUAAGCUAAAACUGUUGUUGUUCUUCUUGCCCCUCUGAUGGAUUUUCUGAACCUUGCGUUA
Triticum aestivum (bread wheat) is the source of this 2951-nucleotide messenger RNA. RefSeq lists its product as uncharacterized. Gene Ontology annotation, molecular function: DNA binding. The record is from RefSeq and is a predicted model, not a curated record. Bases 1338 to 2771 code for a protein of 477 amino acids. Gene Ontology annotation, biological process: regulation of DNA-templated transcription. Lineage: Eukaryota; Viridiplantae; Streptophyta; Magnoliopsida; Poales; Poaceae. The transcript is spliced from 4 exons.